UUGCUAUAUAAAACCGAGGUGGCCUGGAGUCGGACUACUUCACCACAGCACUUACUGCGGGCGCGAGAACAACUGCCUAUUCACCCUGCUACCGGACUUGACAACGAUUCGAGCCCCAAGGAGACAGCGGAUAACGGUCCUUCUUCGGACGGCUCCCGCCAAGGCAGACCUCUCCUCUCCCAGCCGGAUAGCCAGUGGAAGGAAAGCUUUUACUGCCGGCGAGACCUCGAUUGCAUCUGCUUCCCAUAGGCGGGGUUCCCUCGGGGCUUGGUGGUCCCUAGGAACUGCUUUUGUACUGAAAGCUAAGGAUACCGAUCGGCUUCUUGCCGCCAUUCUCAUAUUGCUAUCGAAAUGGCCAACACCACCUUCUUCGUCGGGUGGGCGUUAUGGGAGAAGAUGACCUUUGUCCUCGCCUUGAGCAUUGUCAUCGUCUUCUGUAUAGGCCUGGGGAAGCUGUGGUGGACGAACCGGAUCAUGCGGAAACAGGAGGCCCUGGUGGAGGAAAAGAGGGCACGUUUGACCGGGAUGCGGAAGGCGGGUCUUCCCGUCAAACGCGGUGGCAACAUCCCGUUUGGAGUCCGCGCCAUACAAAAAGGCAUCGAGGUAGACGGUAUUUGGAUAUCCCGUCCUGCGACACCAAACCACCCCGAUUCUCCGAAUAAGGUCGCAUCGUUGGCGACGUUGAUAGCCUUGGACUCGUCCGAUUCAGGCCAGAAAGCAAAACAUCUGUCAGACGAUUCGCGGACCCUGUCGGUAUCUACCCUGGACAACACCCGGCCGGGGAGAAGGCGCAGCCCGUCGGAGGGGCCCAACCCCCACAGGCGGCCCACUGACGCCGAGUCGGUAGACAGCAACCCGUCUAUUGCACCACGCGUGUCACCACGCGUCUCACCACGGACCUCGCCACGCGUCUCACAGUUCGCCGCGCCGAAACCGAAAUACCCCCGUCUCGCCAGUGCCUUGAGCGAAGACACGCUCUGGAGGUUAGAAGGACAAGGCCUUGGCAGGUAUGCCGCUGACACUUAUGUUCCGACAUCAUCCACUGCAAAAUACUCUCGUGGACCGAGCCAGAGGAGCUCGGUGGCAUCGUCAGGAGGAGAGUCCAUGGACUCCCUGUCCAAGUCAGGGGGGAUGAGUGCGAGGAGCAGUAGCGGGAGAAGCUACACAUCGGUUCGAAGCUCGCGACUACACUCCUCUAGACACGUCUACGAACCCCGGGCUGGAUACCAUGCGGCCUCUCACAUGCCCCCGGACAGGGAGCCAUACGAUAUGCCUCGGAAUCGGACGCCGAUUUCUCCCAUCCCUCAGAGCGAGACCCACUCUCCGUCCGACUCGAGCCAGGAGCUCCCCUUGCCAGAACCGACCUUCGGACCUGGGGACCUGCAUCUGAACCGGUCCUCGAGGAGGGUGAAUCAUGGCUUCGAGAUUCUGCCGGCUGGCACGUUCGGGUCACUGCAGGAGUUCGGACAUAACGGAAGCAACGACGACCUCGAGGCGGGAGAGGACCAGAGUCAGAGCUCGAAAUCGUCGGCGAGGGACGGGAAGAUGCCGUCUCGGUCGCCACAACAACAACAACAACCACACUAUAGCACACUGCAUUUCUGAACAUUAACUUAAGCGGGAUCGCCGAGUUAUUAAAACACACAUGAUGGGGACGAAAACGAGGAAGGAAACGCCUCGAAGCGACGCAUAAUCUG
Phialemonium atrogriseum is the source of this 1697-nucleotide messenger RNA. RefSeq lists its product as uncharacterized. The transcript is spliced from 2 exons. The coding region runs from base 352 to 1605 and encodes 417 amino acids. The record is from RefSeq and is a predicted model, not a curated record. Lineage: Eukaryota; Fungi; Ascomycota; Sordariomycetes; Cephalothecales; Cephalothecaceae.